Messenger RNA from Pisolithus orientalis, 1837 nucleotides. RefSeq lists its product as uncharacterized. Gene Ontology annotation, molecular function: cysteine-type deubiquitinase activity; protein binding; proteasome binding. Bases 122 to 1717 code for a protein of 531 amino acids. NCBI's taxonomy places the organism in Eukaryota, Fungi, Basidiomycota, Agaricomycetes, Boletales, Pisolithaceae. The transcript is spliced from 13 exons. The record is from RefSeq and is a predicted model, not a curated record. Gene Ontology annotation, biological process: proteasome-mediated ubiquitin-dependent protein catabolic process; regulation of proteasomal protein catabolic process; protein deubiquitination.
AUCGCGACUCGACGCGUCAGAUCAUCCGCCUCUGAUCAGAAAGAUACAAAAGGGCGCACCCACCGAACUGCUUAUUAGGACUAUUACCGGGUCUCGUUUACAUAGAAACCGAACACCAAACAUGGCACCGCUCGCAGUGCACAUCAAGCAUGCUGGAAAGGUGCACGAUGUCGAGCUCGAUCCCGAUCUGCCUCCUACCGCGUUCAAGGAGGCAGUAUACCAGGUUACCGGUGUGCCUCUUGACAGAAUGAAAGUGAUGGUCAAAGGUGGUGUUCUCAAGGACGACACGGACUGGAAGAAAGUAGCACCCAAAGCCGGUCAAACAUUCAUGAUGAUCGGUGCUGCAGGUGAACUUCCCAAGCCGCCCGAAAAGCCCGUAGUUUUCCUCGAAGACAUGGACGAAUCAGAGUUAGCGCAGGCGCUCGCACUGCCUGUAGGACUAAAGAAUCUUGGUAAUACUUGUUACAUGAACGCGACUGUACAAGCAAUGCGGGCGAUACCGGAGCUCCGAAUAGCCCUUGGCACGUCAUCCCCAUUAGACGUCCUACCGAAGGCGUUGCGUGACUUGUACAACAACAUGUCGAAUACCACGGAAAGCGUAGUUCCCAUCUCGUUUUUGACCGAGCUUCGUCGGGUGGUGCCUCAGUUCGGGGAGCUGGAUAGAUCGAAGGCGGGUAUGAUGCCAGGCUAUGCGCAGCAGGAUGCGGAGGAAUGUUGGACGCAAAUGACGAAUGCACUCAAAGAAGUGCCUGGCAUUGGUGCUGACGGCUCCUCUGUAUCUGGGAAGAAAUUCGUAGAUCAGUUCAUGACAGGAGAAAUGCGUAGAGAACUCAAAUGUGAUGAAGAUGAAAAUGAGCCACCGACUGUCUCCACUGAACGGGUCCUUAAGAUUGAGUGCAACAUAUCAAACACGACAAAUUACAUGCAUACCGGCAUCAUGGAUGCCUUGAACCAGAAAGUCGAGAAGAAUUCAUCUUCCCUGAUGCGUGCGGCCAUGUAUACUCAAACUUCUCGAAUGUCCCGCCUGCCAAGUUACCUUAGCGUACAUGUGGUUCGCUUCGCAUGGCGUCGUGAUAUAGGGAAGAAAACGAAGAUUAUGCGCAAAGUGAAGUUCAUGACGGAGUUCGAUGCUCUCGAUAUAGCGACCCCGGAACUUGCGCAGAAACUUACGCCCGUUUCCCGGAGGCUGAAAGAAAUUGAGAAGGAACGCACAGAACGGAGGAAGGUCCGUAAGCGGACCAAGGUGGUGCAGGCUUCUACUCCAGCCCCGAACACUUCUCAAUCAGACAUGAAUGUCGACGAACCCCAAGCAUCAGCGUCAACUGCAGCGCCAGGAGAGCUUGAAGAGGAAGACGUGUAUCGUUCACGAGAACUGACGGAAUUAGAGGGUUUGGUAGACCCAUCGUUGAAAGAGGAUUUCGGAUGCAGUGUGACAGGCUUGUAUGACCUCGUGGCUAUUGUGACCCACAAAGGCGCACAGGCAGACGCUGGCCACUACAUGGGCUUUGUCAAGAAGAGCGUGUUCCAUGGCGGAAGUUCUGUAAAUGGCUCCGCGACUACUCCUGACAAGGGCUUCGACGAGGAUGACGAGGAUUGGUAUAAGUUUGACGAUGACAAGGUGUCAAUCUUCCCCAAGGAGAAGUUGGGAACGAUUGAUGGCGGAGGCGAGGAUUCCUCGGCAUAUGUUCUCCUGUACAAGAGCAAAACACUUGGGUAAUUGUGUCAUUAUAUGCGUACGUAUGAAUACAUAGAAGGCCAAGCUACCACACAUGUUUGUUAUUCAGUCAAUGUACGGAUGUACUCAUGAAGAAUUUCGAUAGUUGAACGACGCACGGUC